This is a messenger RNA of Trifolium pratense (red clover), 1985 nucleotides long. Its product is annotated as TOM1-like protein 5. The record is from RefSeq and is a predicted model, not a curated record. The transcript has 11 exons. Gene Ontology annotation, biological process: protein transport to vacuole involved in ubiquitin-dependent protein catabolic process via the multivesicular body sorting pathway. The coding region runs from base 579 to 1811 and encodes 410 amino acids. Lineage: Eukaryota; Viridiplantae; Streptophyta; Magnoliopsida; Fabales; Fabaceae. Gene Ontology annotation, molecular function: ubiquitin binding; phosphatidylinositol binding.
AAUCCAAAUUUAUGAAAACGUGUCAAGAGACAAAAGGAUAAAGCAGAGUAAAGAAAAUGAGUGGCUGGUGAAGUUAACAAAUUGCAGCUUCUCCUUAGAACUGAAGCUUUUGAUUGAGUUUAGUAGGGUCAGUCAGUGACAAGGACAACCCUCUUGGCGGUGCUUCACUUUCUUCAAUUACCACCUCAACAAUAUCUUACUUCAGAUUCAUUUUUCUAUAUUAAGCAACCCUUUUUUUAUUUUAACAUCUUAGUAUUAAAAAAACAUCCAAAUCAAACAUUUUAACAUUCAUAGUAUUUCUAUGUACUAGGAGCCGUUGAAGCUGGCAAUUUCAAUAUCCCCAUCUGCAAAAAAGCAAACUUUAUUAAAUAAAUAAAUAAAUUAUUAAAAGAAAAAGAAACUCUUUGAGAAAGGAAAUAAAACAGCAAGAUUUUGGGUGGCACUUGAAAUGUUGAAUGUCUUUAGGGUUUAUCAGUGCAUCCUUGGUUUCGUCCUCGUCAUCUCCAUCUUUAUUUCCGUUUUUCCAGGUCGUUCAUAACAUUCUUGCAGUUUAAAUUAUAAUAAUAUAAGAAAAAAAGAUGGCAGCUGAGCUAGUCAAUGCUGCAACAAGUGAGAAACUGUCUGAAAUUGAUUGGAUGAAAAAUAUUGAAAUCUCUGAAUUAGUUGCUCAUGAUCAAAGGAAAGCUAAAGAUGUUGUUAAAGCUAUAAAAAAGAGACUUGGUAACAAGAACCCCAAUGCUCAACUCUAUGCUGUCAUGUUGCUGGAAAUGUUGAUGAACAACAUAGGAGAUCCUAUUCAUCAGCAGGUGGUUGAUGCAGAAAUUAUUCCUAUUUUUGUGAAAAUUGUAAAGAAAAAGUCAGAUUUGCCUGUCAGGGAGCGAAUAUUUCUCCUACUAGAUGCAACACAAACCUCUCUUGGCGGUGCUUCAGGAAAGUUUCCGCAGUAUUACAAGGCAUAUUAUGAUUUGGUGAGUGCUGGGGUGCAAUUUCCUCAAAGAGCUCCAAUUGUCCAAUCAAAUCGUCCUAGUUCACAAUCAAAUAGGACUGAUAAUGUACCAAAAAGGGCGCAAGUCCCACUUAGACAUGAAGGGGUUCCUCAAAAGGCAGAAUCCAACACUGUGCCUGAAUCUAGCAUUAUCCAAAAGGCCAGUAAUGUGUUGGAAAUUCUAAAGGAAGUCCUUGAUGCUGUUGAUGCCAAACAUCCUCAGGGAGCAAGCGAUGAAUUCACCCUUGACCUUGUUGAGCAAUGUUCAUUUCAAAAGCAGAGGGUAAUGCAUCUUGUGAUGGCUUCUCGAGAUGAGAGGACAGUUUCCCGAGCAAUCGAAUUGAAUGAGCAGCUUCAGAAAGUUCUAGAGAGACAUGAUGACCUUCUUUCUAGCAAAGUUACAACAACUGUGAAUCACUUUGACCGUGAAGAAGCAGAGGAGGAAGAAGAACCCGAACAGUUAUUCAGAAGAUUACGCAAAGGAAAAGCUUGUGUGAGGCCUGAAGAUGAAGAAACUGAACCUCGGUUCCCUCAAUUGAGUUUGCUUGAAGAGAGACUCAACCGUCCACUAAUAAGACCUUUGGAACCAUCUCAAGAAGCUAAUGCUCGUCAUGUACCUGUUGUAGUUUCUCCUCCAAGUUCAAAACAUGAUGAAGAGCUUCCUCCUGUUGCAAUUCCACCGCCACCUUCAAAGCACAUCGAGAGAGAAAGAUAUUUUCAGCAUAGUAAGGACAGUGGCACUUUGGAUGGCCACAUCAGAGGCCUUUCUUUACAUAGUCGCAAUGGCAGCAGCUCGCAGAGUGGAAGCUUUGAUUUUAGCGAGUGAUUUCUCCGUUUAACUUUGUUUUUGAAUUCUAGAUUUUACCUUUAAAAUAUGGUGUUGGGAAUUUAAGUGUAUUGAGGUUGGUAGAGGGUGUGAAUUGUAAGUAUGCUUCAGUUGGUAAAAUAACUGUAAUAAGGAGCUCUCUUGUGAUAAUUGACCACGACUUGAGGUUUUCUA